Messenger RNA from Tetrahymena thermophila SB210, 378 nucleotides. Its product is annotated as transmembrane protein, putative. The transcript has 2 exons. The record is from RefSeq and is a predicted model, not a curated record. NCBI's taxonomy places the organism in Eukaryota, Ciliophora, Oligohymenophorea, Hymenostomatida, Tetrahymenidae.
AUGUUUAGGUUUAGUUUAGCAAGUAGAAUAUUAGGACAAUAAAAUACAAAAUUGUUUGAUGUUAGAAAGUGCACUUUUUCUGAGUUAAAGGAGAAAAAAGACAUGAUCAAUUCUUUUUAGGAAUACAAACCAAUAGACAAAUAGAAAACAGUGGUAGUUGAAGAAAAAGAAUCAUUUUUGGAAGAUGUUUAAGAGUUUAGAGACAAAGUAAGUUUGCGUUUAUUAUUUGCUUUUAAUUCUAAAAUAAUUUUGAAGAAAAGAUAAAGAAUAAAGGAGUGGAAAGUUGCUUUCAUCAUUGCUUUCAUGUACAUAAAUUUAUUCUAUUGUAAAGAAGUACUUCUAUUUCCUUUCCUAAAAAAUAAGCCUUGGUCUUAUUGA